Messenger RNA from Hemicordylus capensis (graceful crag lizard), 826 nucleotides. RefSeq names its product CDGSH iron sulfur domain 2 (gene CISD2). Gene Ontology annotation, molecular function: 2 iron, 2 sulfur cluster binding. The transcript is spliced from 3 exons. The record is from RefSeq and is a predicted model, not a curated record. Gene Ontology annotation, biological process: regulation of autophagy; autophagy of mitochondrion. Lineage: Eukaryota; Metazoa; Chordata; Lepidosauria; Squamata; Cordylidae. The coding region runs from base 227 to 634 and encodes 135 amino acids. Gene Ontology annotation, cellular component: mitochondrial outer membrane; intracellular membrane-bounded organelle.
CCUCCUCCUUCCGGGCAACGUACGAUCCAUCGCAUCGUCGGCAGCGCCGCGCGCAUGCUCAGUAGAGGGCACUGCUCUACAGAGGAAGAAGGGCAAAGUCGCACCUGGCAUGAAAAUUAAGCGCGCAGGCGGGCGGUAGCCGAGCAGUGCCCCUCUACUUUCCUUUUGCACCCCAUAUCUCCUUUCCUUCUCCUCCCCACCAGCAGCAGUUGCAGCACCCAGCGCCAUGGUGCUGGACAGCUUGGCCCGUAUCAUUAAAGUGCAGCUGCCUGCCUACCUCAAGCGCCUGCCGCUGCCAGAGAGCAUCAGCGGCUUCCUCAGACUGACAGUUUCAGAAUGGCUGCGGUUAUUGCCUUUCCUGGGUGUCCUGGCUCUGCUUGGAUACCUCGCUAUUCGUCCAUUCCUUCCCAAGAAGAAGCAGCAGAAAGACAGCUUGAUCAAUCUCAAGAUCCAGAAGGAGAAUCCCAAAGUAGUGAAUGAAAUCAACAUUGAGGACCUAUGUCACACGAAGGCGGUGUAUUGCAGGUGUUGGCGCUCAAAAACGUUCCCUGUCUGUGAUGGUUCUCACAACAAGCACAAUGAGUCAACAGGAGAUAAUGUGGGUCCAUUAAUACUCAAGAAGAAAGAAGUCUAGCAAACUCCUAAUUAAACCACGACUGAAGGGAAGUUUCACUUAUACCCACGUGGGGUAGUGCUUUCAGUCUAAUAAUUGCCGUAGACUUUUUGAUAUCUUUUUAGGUCAUUUAGAUUUAUAGACUGUGCUAGACAUGUUGUGAUAGUUUGUAUGGUCUGAAAAAUCAUGUCUAACAUAAAAAGGCUGUAUAAA